UAACUUUUUGCGUUAUAAAUCUUCUAACGAGGUUUGUGUUAUCUCGUAACGCAUUAUUCUUCAGAACUAUAUUCUGUAAGCUAUGUUUACGCUUUGCGUUAUGAGUUGUCGAUACUUCGGGCAUCUUCGGAAUUAUAACGCAAGAUGCGAAGAAACUAGGACGAAAUGAUGAUGUAAUAAACUCUAAACCAAUCAACGGAAAGAAUUUAAAUUAUUUCAAUAUUACUAUCUAAGUAAAGAAAUGUGUGAAAAUAGCCAAGAAACAGCAACUAAUAGUAAGGGGGCAAAAAGUUAUUCAAGUAUGAAAACCGAAAAGAAAAAGACAAGAGCUCCUAAAGCAACGAUGAAGCAGCUAGAUUUUCUAAUUGCAUACAUGGAGAACCAUACUGCUUUCGCUACUGGCAAAUUAUUAGGAGCAAGGGGAAAGCCAGCUCAUGAUGACCAAUGGAAACACUUAAUGGAACAGUUAAAUCAUUUAGAUGGACCAUCAAAAAAUAUAGAAGGUUGGAAAAAGCUUUGGUGUGAUCAGAGAAGCCAAGCUAGGUCUCGUGCAGCAAAAGCCAAAGAAGUACAACGACGUACUGGCAAUACAGGAGAAAACAUUCAGUUGAAGGAUUUUGAUUUACGAAUUUUAUCUAUUUUUGGAGGCGAAUCCUCGGUAGGAUUACCUAUAAUGGAAAUAGGAUUUGGGGAACGACCUGAGGAUAUUAAUGAUCCAUCAUUAGUAUUAGGAUUGACAUCUAAUAAUGUCUCGGAGAAAGAAAAUAUUACCAUUAAUGACAAAGAAAAU
Cyphomyrmex costatus is the source of this 790-nucleotide messenger RNA. RefSeq lists its product as uncharacterized. The transcript is spliced from 4 exons. The record is from RefSeq and is a predicted model, not a curated record. Lineage: Eukaryota; Metazoa; Arthropoda; Insecta; Hymenoptera; Formicidae. The annotation marks the transcript as partial.